Messenger RNA from Amphibalanus amphitrite, 2023 nucleotides. RefSeq names its product COP9 signalosome complex subunit 7a-like. Gene Ontology annotation, biological process: COP9 signalosome assembly. The record is from RefSeq and is a predicted model, not a curated record. Lineage: Eukaryota; Metazoa; Arthropoda; Thecostraca; Balanomorpha; Balanidae. The transcript has 6 exons. The coding region runs from base 444 to 1229 and encodes 261 amino acids. Gene Ontology annotation, cellular component: COP9 signalosome.
AAUAGCAGCUUGAUACCAAAAAUGAUUUUUUUUUGUAAUAAUAUGACAUUUUCCAAGGGUUUUGUCAAUGUCGAUAAUCAUAUUCUCAGUUUUCCUUACAUUUUUGAAGCUUGUAUUGUUUCUUAAAUUGUCCGACUUUUAAAAUUUUUAUCACCGAAUGGCUCACCUUCGUUUUGAUGUGCGAAAAAGAAUACGAUUUGCGUACGGUUCAGGCUGCUCUGUGUAGUAGUGCCGUGCAUAGCGAUUAGCGCGAUUUGUUUGCUGUAUUUUGCUGUAUUUUGCUGUCCAUUGCUGUCUUAAAUCAGCAUUUAUAAUAUACAACCGAGCUUUAGAAGGUGAAUAAAGAGCGGCGCAUUGAAUAGUUUGCUUGAUAUUUGAUUAUUUUCCCCAUUUAUUCUGAUUUUACAUUAUUCUAGUCAAGCAAGGCUCUUCCAGUGACAGCCAUGGCAGAGGUCACAUCACCCUCUCAGCCUCUGGAGCAGUUUGUGCUACUGGCCAAGUCGGCCCGCGGGGCAGCCGCCGCCGAGCUGGUCCGACAGGCUCUGGACGCGCCGGGAGUGUACGUGUUCGCAGAGCUUCUGGACAUGCCACACAUCAAAGAUCUGGAGUCCCAUGCCGAGUACGGCUCCCUGUACCAGUUGCUGCAGCUGUUUGCCUGCGGCGUCUACCAGGACUACCUGCGCCGGCGCCAGGAGCUGCCGCAGCUCAGCGACAUGCAGCGACUGAAGCUGCGACACCUCACCAUUGUCACCAUGUCCACACAGACCAAGCGCAUACCGUACGCUGAUCUUAUGAAGGAGCUGGAUCUGGACAACACCAGGGAACUAGAAGAUGUCAUCAUAACCGCCAUAUACUCAGACGUGAUCCGCGGCAAGCUGGACCAGCUGGGUGGUCAGCUGCAGGUCGAGUACGCCGCCGGACGAGACGUCCGGCCCGAGGCCGUACCGCGGGUCAUAGCCACCCUGCAGGCCUGGUGUCAGACCUGCGACACGGUGAUGCAGUGUAUAGACAGACAGGUGCAGACGGCCAACGGCGAGCGGGAGGCGCGCGCCCGACACCGCGCCGCCAUUGAGGCCAAGGUACAAACAAUCCGCGAGAGCCUCAGUGCCAAAGAUCAGGACGACCCAAUGUCAUCCGACUCAAAGGAGACCGUGUCUACCUCAGACCGAAGCAAGAAGGCGAAGACGCGAGCGGCCAAGGCCGGCACCAGUAAAUUAUGGAAGUCGUGAGGCGGUCCCGGCUGAUCUGUGAGGACAGAUCGUAGUGCCGGAAUGUGAUACAGACUGGGGGACUGGGCGUCUGGGAAAGACAGUUGGGCUGGACGGUAGAGCGCAGCCUGCUGAUCGCUGUCCAGACGAAAAUAUGCGUCUGUUGAGGUACGAGGACAGACCUGGCUGUUUCCGAGUACCACACCACGGCAGGUACGUGUACACUCACGGUGUUCGUACAGUAACCGGCGGUACGCUGAUGGACGGUGUACAGUGCUUCUCUAUGUAGUGAGAAGCUCGGACCGGCAGAACUACCCUCAGUGCACCGUGCCGUGUAUGUGUGUGGUGGGGUCGUGAGGAACCCCUUCUGCUGAGCCGAGUGUUAGAAGUGACCUGGCUGUCUCGUACGCUAAAUGGUGUGUGCGGACUAAGGUGGGGUGUGUGGUAUUUUCGCUGUCAACUCGGAAAGCUGUGUUUGACGAUGGUACGGAUGAUGGUGGGGGAACUGCAGUCUGCCCCACACGAUUGAAUUGCCCCGGCCCUCGGUGCCUCUGCUAAGAUCUGUAAUUUGGAAAUAUGUAGCUCUGAACUUGCAAGAUUUAUGGUCAACUGCUUGAAUAUCCCUUCGAAUUUGAAACUUCAUUUUCAAUGUGCACACUGCUGCAGAUGUAGGUGGACUGCUUGUCGGCUCAUUGAGUCGAUUCGUGUUGUAAGGCUGCGCUAAGAGGUACCACCGUGUCGAACAGGGCGGUUUGUCGUCGGUGUGCGGGGCAGAGUUGUGGUUGUAAUGAACAGAAUAAACGUAUGGUAAACAA